Molecule: messenger RNA, 1359 nt
Organism: Naegleria gruberi
Lineage: Eukaryota; Heterolobosea; Eutetramitea; Acrasida; Naegleriidae
Product: syntaxin
Exons: 1
Coding region: 1-1230 (409 amino acids)
Biological process (GO): vesicle-mediated transport
Cellular component (GO): membrane
Source: RefSeq, a predicted model, not a curated record
AUGGUCAUAUAUUGCCCACCACAAAUUUCAACAAAUAGUAGUUUUUCAACGGUAGAGGCUGUUUCAGCUCUUGGAAAAACGGUUCGUUAUGAAAAUGAUUUUAUGAUUCUGCAACAGGCUAAGAGAGGAUUGUUUUCAAAACCAAGUGGAUUGAAUUAUAGAGUUAUAUUGAUAAAGACUGAAGCCUUCCUAGACCAAAGGUCAACAUUUAGUGGGAAGAAAAUUAUAGUUGCAGAGUCUGAUGAUUGGUCAGAAAUUCUCUCCGAUUGGACUAAAUUAGAAAGUUAUUUAUUACCAAUGGUUAUGGUGAUUGCAAAGAAGGAAACAGGAAUGUCUCAAGUAGAACUUGAGGAUAUUCUCAACUCUAUUACUCAAAAGAAAACAUUUAAACAAGGAUUGAAAUCGAUUGGUUCAAAGACUGCUAAAACAAAAAAGAAGUUGACAAUUAAUGGAUUGGCUGUUAAUGAAUCUUCAUUAGAUAAUGAUUUGGAAUAUGUUUCCAAUGAAUCACCAAAUGUUGAUGAAGAGGAUGAUGACGAUAACAAAGAAUUAGACUCUGUCAACUCUUAUGAGGAUGCUGUAGUUGCCAUUGAGGAAUUUAUCAAAGUCACAAUGAAUACACAAAAAUUAUUGGAUAAUUUUGGAAAGAAAGCAAGUUCACAACAACGUAUGACAAACGAUAUUCUCAAACAUACCAAGCGUCUGAAAGAUCUCCAAAAAAUGUUGGAUUCCUAUUUCAAGACAGUUACCAAGAAUUCUAUAACAGAUAAAAUUUUGAGACAAUACAAUGAAGAGAAACCUAAAUUUACCAAAAUUUUGAAUAAUGCCUCAUAUAAGAAGAUUAUUAGCGAGAAUACUAAAGAUAUUUAUGAAAAGAAGAAACCAUCAACAAGCUCAGAUUUGAAUGACAACUUUGAAGUUGAUGGAGGUCAACAACAACAAGUUCAAGUACAACAACAAAAGGAAAAGUUUGUCCUCAGUCAAUGGGACAAGAACACUAUAGAUGUAGAAACAGCCAUAGCCAAAGAAACCCACGAAGAUUUAAAGAGACUCGAAACAGAUUACACAGAACUCCACGGAAUGUAUCAAGACAUGCACAGUAUAAUUAUUGAGAACCAAGAAACAUUGGAUUCAAUGCUAGAAAAUGUAGAAACAGCCAACAACCAUAUUGACAAAGGUAUUGAUAGUGUAAAGAAGGCCAAAAAAUUGACAAGAUUUGGUCUCUUUUAACAUUGUUAAAAUUUUAAAACAUUUUUGGAUUUUGUACUUAUUUAUACUACUUCAAUUUAGAGGAAAAUUAUUGUAGAACACGGUUUAGCUUGAAUAAAGUCUAGAUCACAGAGAAUCAUUUUGAUUAAU